AAAAAGCCUUAUUAUAUUUUUUAUUAUUAAUUAUUAAGUAUUAUUUGGCCAUAACCAUUUCUGUUGAUGGUUAUUUCAUUGUUGUCUCUAAAAAGUCGUUUGUCAUACCCUUUUGGUCAAAAGAAUCAAACCGGUCUCCAAAUUGGAUCUCCAGCUGACCGGAGAAGAUGGAUAGGUUUAACAAUCGCCGGGUUAAACUCAGCGAUUCAGAACCUCCGCCGUCCGAUGUAAAUCCGCCGCCGAAUCUGGAGCCGUUCAUGGGUGUGAAAACAAGACGGUUGGCUUCCUUGCACAGAGAUUAUACAGGAGAUUAUCUCGAUGUUUCUUCUAACCCUUACCUUUUGAAAAUUCUUGACAAACAAGGUGAUAGGCAAGUUCUCUUUGCUGAUAAGGUUUUUAAGUUCACUAGCACUGGGAAGAUGAAGAGACGCAUUUUGAUAGUAACUGACUUUGCGUUGUAUGUGAUUGAUCCUGAGACCUUUUCUCUCAAGCGUCGAAUUACCCUUUCCGCGGUAGAGAAGCUAUAUUUAAGCAAAUUAUCGGAUAACUUCUUUGCAAUUGUCAUUCCAACAGAGUAUGAUAUGCUGAUGGCAAGCACUAGAAAGACUGAAAUUGUUACUGUCUUGGUGGAUGCUGCAAAGAAUACAUCUAACUUUGAACUUGAUGUGAUCUUUAAAGACAAGUUCGAGUACAAUCCAGCUGCUGACUUGGUCAAGGAGGUCCAUUUUGAGGAAGUUGUAGUUGGUGUAAAGACCCGAAUUUUAGUCAAGCGUGAAGAAGACUAAUUUUGGCAUAUCGACUCGAAAGUUUCACGGUUCCAAUAGUGAUGAGGUCUUCACAAGUUUUCUUGUCAGGUCAUCAUGCAUUCAGCCCAGGUCCUCAAUACUAAAACCUUAUACUACGCAAUAUGUUUUCAUGUGUAAUCGUACAUCAUUCUUGGCCUCAUGUUUGUUAUUUCAGAAAAACAUUGUUAAUCGAAAUGUGUAAAUGUACUUUGAAAUUCUUAAAAAUUCUAUGCGAGGUUUCCAUUAUACCAGUA
Messenger RNA from Amaranthus tricolor (Joseph's coat), 1039 nucleotides. RefSeq lists its product as uncharacterized. The transcript has 4 exons. Gene Ontology annotation, cellular component: myosin complex. NCBI's taxonomy places the organism in Eukaryota, Viridiplantae, Streptophyta, Magnoliopsida, Caryophyllales, Amaranthaceae. The record is from RefSeq and is a predicted model, not a curated record. Gene Ontology annotation, molecular function: cytoskeletal motor activity. Bases 168 to 785 code for a protein of 205 amino acids.